CUGUUCUGAAUAUUACGCUAUAAUUUCCGAAAAGUUUAAACCAGGGGGAGGGAACGCGAUCUCCAUUUCUUCUUCCCUUUUGCUCUCUGAUUCUAUCUCUGCACAGCCUUUGUGAAUUGUGGCUCAAUUUAGGAUUCAUUAUAAAAACCUACAAUUCUUUCUUUGAAUCCCCAAAUUCUAAUUCGUUUCCACUUUUUGGCUUUUCGCACAUAAUAAAGACUUGAAAACCCUAAAUGCCUUGAUAUAUGAAGCUUUUUGGGAUUGAAUGAUUGAUUUCCAUUUACGUUUUGCUCCAAUUAUAUUGGAAUGGGACGGUUUCUCCAGAAUUCAUUUUCGGAUGAUUUCUGCAGACCAUAACGGUCUUUUUGGACCUUGAAUGGGAGACUCUUAUCUGUUGUAGUGUUUGCUUAAUCGACAAUUUUCGAUUGGUUUAUAUAUUUGGCGAGAUGGCGACGGUUUUCCAACAAUGGGAGUUGGAUCCUCUGUUUUCUGCAGCUGAAGUCGUGCAAGAUUCUGCUGAUAGGAUGGAAUCAAUUUUCCGUAUGCUCUUGCACGAGGAAAGUCUUGUUCAUGGAGAAUCUUCUGACCCAAAGCUCCUCAAUUCAAUAGAAUAUCAUAGGCGUGAUCUUUUAACUGCUCUAGGGACAACCAAAUGGCAGUUGGAAGAUUUUGAGCGGGCAGUUAAUCUAUCAGAUUUACCAGAUAAUUCACGAGCAAGGGCAGAUGUGGUUUCUAGACAUAAACAAUUUGUUAGAGCCAUUAGAGAACAAAUUAUUCAUGUGGAGAAAAGCUUAGCAGAGUCACCAAUGGAACAUUCAAAGAAAAAUACCCAAUGGGUUAACUUAAAUGAACAAGACAGAGAUGGAUUGACAUUAUUUCUUUCUGGGGGAAGUACUAUGGACCGGCACACCCACUAUGGCUCAGAUAAUAGUAGCAUUAUGAGAAGGUUUCUUGAUCCAACAUCAGCUUCUAGAUAUGAUUGCAAAACUGAUGAGAUUGUUGAGCUCAAAACUGAAGAAGUUGAGGACUCAAAGAUGAAUGGGAUCAUCCAUGAAGACCCUGAUUUGGGUUCCUUCAAGGAGAAUAAUAAUUUCAGAAAAGUUGGUUCUCAUUCUGCAAUUAGGAUUUGGGAUUGGGAAGAUGCUAUCCCAAGUGCUAAGAAUUUCUUUUGCAAGAACAAGUUGAGAGGAUCCCGCAAUGGACUAAAUGCUUUGGGAUCCAUGGGCAACUUUUGGUCUUCAUGUAGGACUAAAAUGGAUAGGAGUUUCAUGAAGAGGCAGAAAGAUGGAGAAGUGGGAAGAGAAUUUGAUAAAAGGCCUUCUUCAUAUCUUGACAUUUCUGAAACUGGGCAGGGUCGACAUACCCGAGUGGGGUUGGUAAAUGGGUUUAGAAGUUCUGGGAGAUUGUAUUCUGAGGUAUUAAGAAAUGCCAUGCAGUCAUGCAGCUGCUUUGGGAAUUGUAGAGGGAGAUUUCAAAGAUUUCAGUAUAGCAAAAUUGCUCAGCUUUCCAGACGGCUAAUACCAGUGAUAUUUGUUACACUUGUUGUUUUAGGUAUCCUGGCUUUUCAGGCUGCUUGAAGCAGUCUUAUUUACAUACAAGAGUUCCAGUAUAUUCAUGGUAUUGGCAAAUUAAUUUUUGUGUAUAACCUCCAUUAUCUCAAAAGGGUGUUGUUCUCUUUGAUUCUCUGCCACCUCUUGGCACCGAUUUUAAAAUUUAUGUAAGUAAAGAAUUGGCUUGUUGUGUGUUGUCUAUGCAUGGAACCAUUUUCACUUGUUUCUGUAAUAUCAGAGAGCAGGGUUAAUGAAUGAAGAUGGUUUUGAAGCCCAGGUUCUCUAUUAUCACUUA
Molecule: messenger RNA, 1845 nt
Organism: Nelumbo nucifera (sacred lotus)
Lineage: Eukaryota; Viridiplantae; Streptophyta; Magnoliopsida; Proteales; Nelumbonaceae
Biological process (GO): Golgi vesicle transport
Cellular component (GO): membrane
Source: RefSeq, a predicted model, not a curated record